AAUGUGUCAAAAUGGCGACUCAUCCAGCAGAAGGGUCGACAAAUUCCAAGAACGAAGAACAUUUUGAUAAUUUUGAGCUUAUUAAAGACCAAAUUGCCGCAAUGUUAAGACACGAAGAUGUUAAACUGUGGUUGGAGCCUUAUACCAAAGAAAAUAGUGGCGAGGCAGGGAAAUUCAAUGGAGAUUAUUGAAAGAUACUCGACUGUAUUGCAAAUUUCUUCUAACCUUGUUGCAAAUGCUCUUGAACAUCUACGGGAAAAUGCAGUUAGAAAAUUAUCGGCAAAUAAACAAUUUAAAACCUCUGGCAUUGCGACAAUCAAAGUGAAAUUGGUUGGAAGUUCACUUGGCUCUACAAAAUUUCUAAAUUUAGAGAUGGGUCUUAGUGUGACUGGUGAAACUUUAAUGGUUAAAAUACUCAAUGAAAUUGGGUUAGGAUCUAAAAAAUGUCGCAAUAUCAAACUAAUCUGCCAUGGAAAAAUUUUAUCACAUAAUGAGCAAACUCUAGAAGCGCAAGGUGUUCGUCAUAACAGCGUUGUCAUGGCGAUAUUCAACCAUAGUGAAUCAGUGGAAGUAGCCAAUCAAAACAACCAAUCAAACCCAGUGACGAAAACGCGGAAUGCAGCGAGUUUGCUUGCUAACAAAACACAAGGUGGGAAAAGUCCGUAUCAAGAUUAUUUACUGGAGAUAAGUGACCAAAAUGGAAAGCCUCUUCAGUUACCCGAGGAUGAACGCAAGUCGUUGGUUCUUGCGAUGACACUUCACGAACAAGGGCGUAGAAUGGCCGAACAAAGACAAUAUGCAGACGCCUUGCCUUUGUUUUUGGCUGCCGAAGAAGAAUUCAGGCAAUGUCGUUCUGAAGUAUUGAAUGCAGUUGAUAAUUACGCCAUACUAUGUUUGGAUGUUGUUUGGUGUUAUCUUCAACUGCAGAGCAUCAGAGAUCUCCCAAAUGCAGACGAAUUGCUGAAGAAAUGUGAAAAAUGUUUGAAGAAAAGUUACGGGGAAAACCUCGAACGACUUGUCUCCUUGACGGGUGGUUCUGCUAAAGAAAAAGUCCUGUACCUUCGACUUAACCUUCUUCAAGCUAUCUCCGCUUUCCACAAAGGAGAUAUGAGGCAAGCCUCGCGUCUUUUGGAUAUGGUCGAACAAGAAGUCAAUCAGUUAAAAAUAGACGAUGGAUCGCUGUCACAAAUGAUCUCUAUGGGGUUCGGUGCAUCUGAAUCAAGGCUAGCUUUGAGAUCAUGCAAUGGUGAUGUCACCGUAGCUGUUGAUUAUAUAUCGAAAAAACGGGAGGCGAAACGGAAAUUGUUGAAAGAACGAAAAGAAAAAAGAAAGAAACAUAAAAUGGCUGUGAAUUUAGGAAAAACUGCAAAUGGCGAAUGGGUGAAAAUUGAUCUGUUCAACAGAUUAUGUGAGAUGGGUUAUCGUCAGGAGUACGCUAGCGAGGCUUUACGUCAAACAAAUAACGAUAUGGAUACAGCCAUUCAGAUUCUUAUCGAAAGACCUGAAUUGUUGGAGCGAGCAGUUUCCGAGAGAAGACCAAGUUUGGAAGUAUCUGAUGAGUUGAUUGCGCAGGUGACUUCCAUGGGAUUCAACGUCGACAUUUCGCGUUCAGUCUUGAAACAUUAUGGCGAUAUAAACAAAACAAUAGGGCGAUUAUUAGAAACUUCCGGUGAACUUCCUCCCGAAUGUAAAAAUACGAUCAUCAAAGAUGGAAUUGUCGCAGAUUUAGCUGACCAAAGAGGAGGAGAAAAUUCAGACUCGGACAGUGAUGACCCAGAAGUAGUUCAGAAUGCAUUGAAAGAGAUCACUCCUGCAUUCGAUGUUGAAAGCGACGAGGCUCAUUUAGAUGUGACUUUAGAAGAAGAAAUCACUUUCCUUAGACAAUACAGAGAAAUGAUAAUGACAAAGAAUCAGUGGGAGAAACGAGACGAGGAAUAUGAUUUCGAAAGUGAAGAGGAAGCAGUCACCACAAGAGAUUUACAAGAAGAUUCAAAGUGGACUCUGCAAAUUUGGUAUAUACAGAUGGAGUAUUGGGAGAAGAGUACUCUAAGGAAUGCUAUUGAUGAGGGAUAAUACAAGGACCAACCGAGAAUGUGGCAAAUUCUCCGUGAGAUUGUAGAAGGAUUAUUUUAUGUUCUUUCACUUGUAGAUAAAAAUGUGAAUAAUUUUCGCUUAGCUCAGUAAAUACAUAUAUUUAGGCUUAUUA
This is a messenger RNA of Xenia sp. Carnegie-2017, 2206 nucleotides long. Its product is annotated as NEDD8 ultimate buster 1-like. Gene Ontology annotation, molecular function: protein binding. The coding region runs from base 118 to 2073 and encodes 651 amino acids. The record is from RefSeq and is a predicted model, not a curated record. The transcript has 17 exons. Gene Ontology annotation, biological process: regulation of ubiquitin-dependent protein catabolic process. NCBI's taxonomy places the organism in Eukaryota, Metazoa, Cnidaria, Anthozoa, Malacalcyonacea, Xeniidae.